Messenger RNA from Vicia faba (fava bean), 450 nucleotides. Lineage: Eukaryota; Viridiplantae; Streptophyta; Magnoliopsida; Fabales; Fabaceae. The record is from the annotation of a GenBank genome assembly.
AUGAUUGCUUCUUUCACUUUAAAACAAUUGUCAUAUCAGUCUCUGUUCUUCGAUAUGUUAUAUUGUGCAAGAUGUGGCACUGAUUGGGACCAUAAAGAUGGCAAUCUAUUGAUUGAAGCGGAUAGACUUUUAAGACCAGGCGGAUACUUUGUCUGGACAUUACCACUUACCAAUGCUCGUAAUAAGGAGAAUCAACAACAGAAAUCUUGGUUCUCGCCCUUUGUUUCGAUUGAAAAAUGGGAAGAGUGGCCUUCUCAGGCUAAUUUGAACAAGAAUGAGCUAGCCAUACAUGGAUUGCUGUCUGAUGAAUUUGUUGAGGAUUCUGACAGUUGGAAAUCUGUUAUUCAAAAUUAUUGGUCACUCCUUUCGCCUCUAAUAUUUUCUGAUCAUCUAAAGAGACCUGGUGACGAGGAUCCUUCGCCAUCUUACAACAUGUUCAGAAAUAUCUAG